This is a messenger RNA of Fibroporia radiculosa, 468 nucleotides long. RefSeq lists its product as uncharacterized. The transcript has 5 exons. Gene Ontology annotation, biological process: mitotic actomyosin contractile ring assembly. NCBI's taxonomy places the organism in Eukaryota, Fungi, Basidiomycota, Agaricomycetes, Polyporales, Fibroporiaceae. Gene Ontology annotation, molecular function: calcium ion binding. Gene Ontology annotation, cellular component: myosin II complex. The record is from RefSeq and is a predicted model, not a curated record. Bases 1 to 468 code for a protein of 155 amino acids.
AUGGUGAGUGGAAGCCUUCUUUUGGAACUGCAGCCGCGGUUGAUAAUCGCCAGAGCGACAACGCAGGAAGCAUUUGCGCUCUUUGAUAAGAAGGGAACGGGUGCGGUCCAACGAGAAGUACUAGGGGAUCUGCUGCGCGCUCUAGGACAAAAUCCAACCCAAGCAGAAGUCGCGGAGAUUAUUGCGGGAGCACCAAGAGAAGUCGAUUACCCCACCUUCCUCAAGGUCUUGAACAGACCAGACGGGUUCAAGCCCGCGGGCACUCCAGAGGAGUUCAUCCGCGGCUUCCAAGUGUUCGACAAGGAAGGGAACGGUUUCAUCGGUGCGGGAGAGCUAAGAUAUGUUCUCACGCAGCUAGGGGAGAAGAUGACAGACGAAGAGGUGGAUGAACUGCUCAAGGGAGUACCAAUCGGCCCAGAUGGGAAUGUCAACUACGAAUCAUUUGUGCGGACGAUUCUGAGCCAGUGA